Cavia porcellus (domestic guinea pig) is the source of this 2466-nucleotide messenger RNA. RefSeq names its product kinesin light chain 1 (gene Klc1). Lineage: Eukaryota; Metazoa; Chordata; Mammalia; Rodentia; Caviidae. Gene Ontology annotation, biological process: microtubule-based movement. Gene Ontology annotation, cellular component: cytoplasm; kinesin complex. The record is from RefSeq and is a predicted model, not a curated record. The coding region runs from base 197 to 2275 and encodes 692 amino acids. The transcript has 15 exons. Gene Ontology annotation, molecular function: kinesin binding.
GGCGGCGCGAGGGAGCUGACGUCAAGGCGCAGGGCAUUGUGGGGCGGGCGCGGCCCCGGCGACGCCAUUUUCCGAGCGGGCGCGAGGCUGAGGAGCAGAGCCGGCAGAGGAUGCUGCGGGGCGGCCGCGGAGGCGCCCCCUGCUCGUGACCGCCGCUCCCAGGGACAGCGCGACAGCGCAGCCGCCGACCGGACGAAUGUAUGACAACAUGUCCACGAUGGUGUACAUAAAGGAAGACAAGUUGGAGAAGCUCACACAGGAUGAAAUCAUCUCUAAGACAAAGCAAGUGAUCCAGGGGCUGGAGGCGCUGAAGAAUGAGCACAACUCCAUCUUGCAGAGUCUGCUGGAGACGCUCAAGUGCUUGAAGAAGGAUGACGAGAGCAACCUGGUGGAGGAGAAGUCCAACAUGAUCCGGAAGUCCCUGGAGAUGCUGGAGCUCGGCCUGAGCGAGGCGCAGGUAAUGAUGGCUCUGUCAAAUCACCUGAACGCCGUUGAGUCGGAGAAGCAGAAACUACGAGCUCAAGUCCGCCGUCUAUGCCAAGAGAACCAGUGGCUGCGGGAUGAGCUGGCCAACACUCAGCAGAAGUUACAGAAGAGCGAGCAGUCGGUGGCGCAGCUGGAGGAGGAGAAGAAGCACCUAGAGUUCAUGAACCAGCUGAAGAAGUAUGAUGACGACAUUUCCCCCUCGGAGGACAAAGACACUGAUUCUGCCAAAGAGCCCUUGGAUGACCUGUUCCCAAAUGACGAGGAUGACCCAGGCCAAGGAAUCCAGCAGCAGCACAGCAGUGCGGCCGCCGCUGCCCAGCAGGGUGGCUAUGAGAUCCCCGCACGGCUGCGCACGCUCCACAACCUGGUGAUUCAAUACGCCUCGCAGGGGCGCUACGAAGUGGCUGUGCCACUCUGCAAACAGGCCCUGGAGGACCUGGAGAAGACGUCCGGCCACGAUCACCCUGAUGUGGCCACCAUGCUCAACAUCCUGGCCCUGGUGUACAGGGACCAGAACAAGUACAAAGAUGCAGCUAAUCUGUUGAAUGAUGCCUUGGCCAUCCGUGAGAAAACGCUGGGCAAGGACCAUCCUGCGGUGGCGGCAACUCUGAACAACCUGGCUGUCCUGUAUGGGAAACGAGGGAAGUACAAAGAGGCCGAGCCGCUGUGCAAGAGAGCCCUGGAGAUCCGGGAAAAGGUCCUGGGAAAGGAUCACCCUGAUGUUGCCAAGCAAUUGAAUAACUUGGCCUUACUGUGCCAGAAUCAGGGCAAAUAUGAAGAGGUGGAAUAUUACUACCAGAGGGCCUUGGAGAUCUACCAGACGAAACUGGGCCCUGAUGACCCCAAUGUGGCUAAGACCAAGAACAACCUGGCAUCCUGCUAUCUGAAACAAGGAAAGUUCAAGCAGGCGGAAACACUGUACAAAGAGAUUCUCACCCGUGCACACGAGCGGGAGUUUGGCUCCGUGGAUGAUGAAAAUAAGCCCAUUUGGAUGCAUGCUGAAGAAAGAGAAGAGUGCAAAGGAAAGCAGAAGGAUGGGACGUCCUUUGGAGAGUAUGGCGGCUGGUACAAAGCCUGUAAAGUGGAUAGCCCAACUGUCACGACCACUUUGAAAAACCUUGGAGCACUUUACCGACGCCAGGGCAAAUUUGAAGCUGCAGAAACAUUAGAAGAAGCUGCCAUGAGGUCACGUAAGCAGGGUCUGGACACUGUUCACAAACAGAGAGUGGCCGAAGUGCUCAACGACCCAGAGAGCACGGAGAAGCGGCGGAGCCGGGAGAGCCUGAGCUCGGACGUGGUCAAGUACGAGAGCGGCGCUGACGGAGGGGAGGAAGUGAGUAUGAGCGUAGAGUGGAACGGGGACGGCACUGGAUCUUUAAAGCGCAGUGGUUCCUUUAGCAAACUCCGUGCUUCCAUUAGACGCAGCAGUGAGAAGCUGGUUAGAAAGCUGAAGGGAGGAAGCUCUCGGGAGAGUGAGCCGAGGAACCCUGGGGCGUCCCCAGCAGAGCCUCUCUGCGUGGAGAAUGACAGCAGCAGCCUGGAAGACGCCAGCACUAAUGUGAGUGUCUGCACCCCCAUGGGUCCCCAUGGCCCAGUCCACGCUCACCCGACCCCAGGCGUUGAGCUGUGCUUCUCCACAGUGACUGGCCCGGCCUGCUGCAGGAUACCAGACGCCGCUGCCACCACCGUGGUGGCCCAGAGCUGGCCCCAGACAGCCAGGGUGAGGACGGGGCCCUCAGUUUCGGAGUGCUCGCUUGGCCUCCAGACGGCGCCGGGGAGGCUGCACUAACCACCACGCACACCCAGCCUGGUGCUGCCAGGCAAAAGGAUGGCAGGCAGCAUGUGGUCCCUUGGGCUACCCACUGGACCCCAUAUCACACCUGCCUGGCCUCCCAGGCCACCGCUCAUGCGUUAGCUCCUGCGUUUGUGUGAGGAUGUAUUUUACUGUAAAGUCUGUAAAAGUAAAUGUUUCUACCCUCA